Syzygium oleosum is the source of this 3207-nucleotide messenger RNA. Its product is annotated as probable LRR receptor-like serine/threonine-protein kinase At3g47570. Gene Ontology annotation, molecular function: ATP binding; protein binding; protein kinase activity. NCBI's taxonomy places the organism in Eukaryota, Viridiplantae, Streptophyta, Magnoliopsida, Myrtales, Myrtaceae. The record is from RefSeq and is a predicted model, not a curated record. The transcript is spliced from 3 exons. Bases 1 to 3207 code for a protein of 1068 amino acids. Gene Ontology annotation, biological process: protein phosphorylation.
AUGAAGCUCGUAAGCAUUAGUUUUGCUGCGUUUCAAUCAUGCCACUUGCUUCUCGGUAUUGCUCUUGCUCUGUGCUUGUACCAGGUCUCCUCCACCACCAAUGAAACAGACAAACAUGCCCUGCUCGCAUUUAAGGCCGGCAUAACCGCAGAUCCUUUCGGCGUGCUUAACUCAUGGAACCAUAGCAUUGGGUUUUGCCAAUGGUAUGGCAUUACGUGUGGCCGGAGGCACCGGAGGGUCACGGUCUUGGACUUGUCAUCACAAGGACUCUCCGGGCCAAUCUCUCCUCAUAUCGGAAACCUCAGCUUCAUAAGGGAAUUGCGGCUCCAAAACAAUAGUCUCGGUCAUGUAAUCCCUCCGCAAGUCGGCCAGUUGCGCCGCCUGUGUAUUCUACGAUUGCACAACAAUUCAUUGGUUGGGGAAGUUCCCAGAAACAUAUCGGGUUGCUCGGACUUGGUCCUCCUCAGGCUUGGGGUCAACAAACUAACCGGAGAAAUUCCUGGAGAGCUCGGUUCAUUCCCGAAGCUACGGCAAUUUGAUUUGUAUGAUAAUAAUCUAACCGGGAGUGUGCCUUCCACCAUUGGGAACUUAUCUUCACUAGAGGUGCUUCUUUUAGCCCUAAACAACUUGGGCAGGAGCAUUCCCCAAGUUCUAGGCCACCUGACAAACUUGCAACGGAUUGGCCUGGGAUCAAACAGAUUGUCAGGUACAAUUCCAUCUUCGCUACUCAAUCUCUCUUCGCUAACUUUCUUUGAUGUUGGAGACAACCGGAUACAUGGGACUCUUCCUGUAGGCAUAUGCCUCAAACUCCUAGACCUUGAUUUUUUAAGUGUUUUCAUGAACCAAAUUGAGGGGUCGAUUCCUCCAUCGGUAUCAAAUUGCACGAAGCUAGAAGUGCUUCAACUUGAUAUGAACAGAUUUUCCGGGAAAGUACCAUCUUUGGAAAAUUUGUAUAAGCUUCGUAAGCUUCGCAUCUAUAAAAAUCAGCUUGGAAGGGGAAAACAUGAAGACUUGAGCUUCCUAUGCUCGUUGACUAACAGCACCAAGUUAGACGAAGUGGCUAUUCACCGGAACGAGUUUGGUGGGGUAUUACCUAAAUGCAUAGGUAAUUUAUCCACCACGCUCACAAAAUUUUUUGUAAUGGACAAUCAAAUAUAUGGUGAAAUUCCAGAAGAAAUCGGGAAUUUGGUCAACCUGGAAAGAUUGUUUAUGGGUCUCAAUCCACUUUCAGGUGCUAUCCCCUCAAAUUUGGGGAAUCUACAAAAUCUAGCGAUGCUUGGGCUAGGUGAUAACAACCUGGCAGGGACUAUACCAUCAUCUUUGGGAAAUCUAACCAAGUUGAUUAUACUAGACCUUUCUGGGAACAACUUUCACGGGAGAAUUCCGUCGCACCUAUCUAACUGCCGGUCUCUUCAAUGGCUUAGUCUAUCGAAUAGUAAUCUCAGUGGUGCCAUACCCCCACAACUCAUCGGUCUCUCGUCAUUAGCGAUCAUUUUGAACUUGUCUCGUAACCAUCUGACUGGGGUUUUGCCCACAGAAGUUGGCAACUUGAGAACUUUGACUGCGUUGGACAUCUCGAACAAUUUGUUGGUUGGUGAAAUCCCAAGCAGUUUAGGUGACUGCACUUCAUUGACAUCGCUAAAGUUGGGGGGCAACUUCUUCCAUGGGUCAAUUCCGCAAUCAAUCAAAUCGUUAGGAGGCAUUGAAGAACUAGAUCUUUCACGCAAUAAUUUGUCGGGUCAGAUUCCAGAAUUCUUAUCGGUAUUUCGUUCCUUAAAACUUUUGAAUUUAUCGUACAAUAAGUUUGAAGGCAUGCUACCAUGUGAAGGAGUCUUUAAGAAUGCUACCGCUAUUUUUAUUAUUGGGAACAAUAAGCUCUGUGGCGGACUGCCAGAAUUUCACCUCCCCGACUGCAUCUCCAAAAGCUCCAAGCGCAGAAAAAUCAAUAUAGUGAUAUUGUCUGCUUCUCUUGUUUUUGGAGUUCUUGUAGUAGCUGUUAUUCUUGCUUUUAUCUAUCAUUGUCGGUUGAAGAAGAAAGUAAAUGAACCAAUUCCAAGUUCGAUGGAUGGUUCACCUCCGAACGUUUCUUAUGGAACACUCCUAAAAGCAACUGACGGAUUUUCUUCAACGAAUUUGAUUGGUGUUGGAAGCUUUGGUUCUGUUUAUAGGGGGAUUCUCGAGGACGGCGGAACUCUUGUUGCCGUGAAGGUGCUUCAUUUAGUCCGUCACGGUGCUUUGAAGAGCUUCAUAGUCGAGUGCGAAGCAUUAAAAAACAUUAAACAUCGAAAUCUUCUGAAGAUAUUGACAGUUUGCUCGAGUAUUGAUUAUCAAGGAUAUGAAUUUAAGGCCUUAGUCUAUGAAUUCAUGGGCAAUGGAAGCCUAGAACGGUGGCUACACCCAAACACAACAUCAUCUCACAAGAAUGAGCUUUCGAAAAAGUUGAAUUUCAUUCGGAGGAUAAGUAUUGCUAUUGGUGUUGCUUCUGCACUGGAUUAUCUUCAUCGCCAGUGCCACUUCCCCAUUCUUCAUUGUGAUCUAAAGCCAAGCAAUAUCCUCUUAGAUGAUGAGAUGGUAGCACAUGUUGGUGACUUUGGAUUGGCCAAAUUCCUUCUUGGAUCAUCCCUUGAUACUGUAGCUAAUCAGAUGAGCUCAGUGGGUUUUAGAGGGACAAUUGGUUAUGCUCCACCAGAGUAUGCAAUGGGAUGCGAGGUCUCAAGAGAAGGUGAUGUCUACAGUUACGGCAUCGUCUUGCUAGAGAUGUUCACAGGAUUGAGUCCCACCGACAAUAGAUUCAGAGACAAUUUGACUCUUCAUAGUUUUGUCGAGGCGGCUUUGCCUAAACGAGUGUUAGAAGUUACGGAUCGGAUUCUGCUUCUAGAAAGAGAGAGUCGUUUUGACCCCGAUAGUCCUCAACAUUGGCUCUUCGAAAGCAAUGACAUAUUUCAAGAUUGUUUGGUUAUGGUAUAUAAUAUUGGAGUCGCUUGUUCCAAUGAAGUGCCUAGAGGACGGAUGAGCAUCAACGGUGUUGCAAAUCAACUGCAAAAGAUUAGGGAAAAGCUUUUUGCACUGGGUUUACGUGAACAAGAUGAAUUAUCACAGCUUUUGUCCAGGCUUUCUAACUCAGAGGAGUGCUUGGUUUCUUUCUACAGCUUCGCUAGGAAUCACUACGCGUUGCCGAAGUUGUGCGAGACAGUUGGAGAUGAGUGA